This is a messenger RNA of Aplysia californica (California sea hare), 1367 nucleotides long. Its product is annotated as histone 1o. Gene Ontology annotation, cellular component: nucleosome; nucleus. Gene Ontology annotation, biological process: negative regulation of DNA recombination; nucleosome assembly; chromosome condensation. The record is from RefSeq and is marked provisional. NCBI's taxonomy places the organism in Eukaryota, Metazoa, Mollusca, Gastropoda, Aplysiida, Aplysiidae. Gene Ontology annotation, molecular function: double-stranded DNA binding; nucleosomal DNA binding; structural constituent of chromatin.
CAAUACUCUGCCCGUGUAUACACAACUCAAGUACAGAGGAAUUGAAACUUGCACGUCAAAGUGCUUUUAUUUUUAAAAUACCAUUAAACUGUUUUAAACAAUCAUGAGUGACGUCGCUGCUGACGCUCCCGCACCAGUGCAGGUGGCGAAAAAGAAGAAGACAAACAAGCCUAAAAACAAGAAACCCGCAAACCAUCCAAAAUAUUCAGAAAUGAUCAAGGCUGCCAUUUCUUGCUUGAAAGAGCGUGGUGGUUCCUCACGUCAGGCCAUUCUGAAGUAUAUUAUGGCCAACUACAAUGUUGGGAAAGAUGAGAAGGUCAUAAACAGUCACAUGAAGAUGGCACUUCGUGCAGGUGCUAAAAAUGGCAACCUGAAGCAAUCUAAGGGCACAGGUGCCUCAGGUUCUUUCAAACUUGGCAGCAAGGAAUCGGAGAAACCGAAGAAAAUCAAGUCGCCGAAGAAGACAACGAAGCCAAAAGCUGUGAAGGCAAAGUCUCCAGGGAAGGCAAAGAAACCCAAAGUAAAAAAACCGGCAGCUGCUAAAAAGUCCUCAACUCCCAAGAAAACUUCAGUAAAGAAACUCAAACCUGCAAAAUCUGCAAAGUCCAAGAAGGUUAAAUCGCCAAAAAAGAAAGGUUCACCCAAAAAGGCAGCUGCGAAAAAGUGAAUUUCUGUGAAUUGUCAUAAACUGAGAUGAGACUCUUUAUGCGUUAUAAUUUACAGACUUACUCAAUCACUGUUUGCCGUUUCUUAAUUUACAUGGAUCGGCAACACAAUUUGUGGAAAUGAUAUUUUGGACUGAAGGCUUCAAACUCGGACAAAACAUUUCAGUUUGAAAUGGAGCUGCCACCAUUGUUUUUGGAGCUUUUGAUGCUGUGUAUGUUAAUGAAAUUUUAUAAGAUGUUUGUACAGAAUCAACAUCAGUCAUUUUACUCGUCUUAUCUUUUGCAUCACUUCCCAUAUAUAUGACAACCCAUCUUGUUUGAUCUCAUUUCAUUUAAGUUUAGUCGUGUACAUUAAUGCGUCAUGACACUGGAUAUCGGCCGCUCGUCAAUUCUUGGGAGUGGGGAGUUGUUGCUAUCAUCUUCAAGCUUUUUUCUUUUGUUUUUCUUUUGAUGAAAAAAAAAAAUUGCCCAUUUAUCUUGAAUAGAAUUUAUACACAUGUUCAGAGGAAGACGUGAUUGAAGAUUGAAGGAGGUAUGUAUAAAGGGGUAUCGGAUUCUGUUGCUGGAGAUAAAAUUGAUAAGAAAAUGACCACUCAAUUUUGGCCACUUACAAAGCUUCGUUGCUCUUGAAAACUUCAAAGUGUUUAUUUGAAUGACAGGUUAUUCAAUUGUAUUAUUUUGACGAGCACUUGAUUUUAUCAC